AUGUGGGAGUCUGGAAUAAUCAUCAAAUUCGCACUCAAUCAUGGUUUAAAACCAGAUUCACAAGUGCUUUCAGAACUUCAUAUGCAUUUUGAAAACUGGGAUAUUAAUGAAGUCACUGCUGCAGCUGUCAAUGAACAGAGUGAAUGUAUACAUAAGAUAAUAUAUCUUCAGCUGCGAAAACUUGUACAUGAUCAUAUAAGAUCUCAACAAGUUUCUAUUCUACAGGAAUCUGAAAAGUCAACUGGUGCUUUGAACUGGCUGACAGAGCAAUUGCAGGAGCAUGAGAUGAAUUUUGAUAAUGUGAUAGAAAUGAAAAUCUAUGAUGAGAAUAGUGAGAAUAGUGAAGAUAUCAAGUCUGAUAUCUCUGCUGAGAAUAGUGAGAAUCUUAAGUCAGAUGUAUCACAGAUGUAA
Messenger RNA from Paracoccidioides brasiliensis Pb18, 411 nucleotides. RefSeq lists its product as uncharacterized. The record is from RefSeq and is a predicted model, not a curated record. Bases 1 to 411 code for a protein of 136 amino acids. The transcript has 4 exons.